Messenger RNA from Psylliodes chrysocephalus, 1008 nucleotides. Lineage: Eukaryota; Metazoa; Arthropoda; Insecta; Coleoptera; Chrysomelidae. The record is from the annotation of a GenBank genome assembly.
AUGAGUUAUAGUAAUUGGAAAUUAAAUUCUUUGAAGGAUGAAUUAAAGCGUCGAGGAGCAAUUAUGCGGGGAAAAAAGGCUGAACUAAUAGAGAGAUUGGAGGCUUACGAUCGAAACUUUAAUUUCGGAUUUGUGGCAGUAGACAAUGAAAAUAGUGCACCAAAAAUGUGUUUACCACCUCCAGAAACUUUUAAAGAUGUGCACUGUGGAAUUAAGUUGAACAUUGACAUUUCUAAGACUCGAGUAGAAACUUACUUGCAGUCUUUUGAUCAAAAUAUAACUGAGAAAUCCGCGCAGUUGUUCCAGAGCAAGUUUGUGCAAUAUUUAAAAUUUAGUUCUACAGGUAGUGGUGUGUUUUUUAACAGUUCGGUGAAAGCUGCUAUGAAAAAAAUUCUUUAUCAUGUGGAUAUCUUUAUCACUACUGAUAAUAGUAUUGAACAAUGUCAGUGUGAAUGUGCUGCAGGAGAAGGUACACAAGCACAUUGCAAGCAUAUAACUGCAGUACUAUUAACAGUAGCAAUGUUUUGUGAACGAAAAGUGUUAUGGAUUGAAGAAGCAUGCACAACACAGUUGCAAACUUUUCACCAACCCAAAACUAAAUUUAAUCGUUCUCCAAUUAAAGCCACUGAACUACCAGUCCUAGGGAACUCGAAUAAUAAUUUUGACCCCCGCCCUCAACAUAAUAGUAUACGUCAAUUUGCCCUAACUACACCCUCGUCGACACGACAUGAAAUUAUAAAUAAAGUAAGCAUAGAAGAAGAGAAAACUGUAAUAGAAUGCAUCGGAUUAACCAAAAAUAAGGGUGAUAAUGAUCAAUUUAAAAAUAUUGAAGAAAUUACAAAAGAAAAAGAAUAUGAAGAAAAGAAACUAGUAAAAAAAAGUUGGAAGAUAAGAAAGAACAAAAGAAUAGGAAACAUUCCUCGCCAUCAGCAUCAAACUACAAUACGAGAAACAAAGUCCAAACCAAAUAAUAAAGUGAAAAAAAAAAAUAAGUGUAAAAAUCGAUGA